Molecule: messenger RNA, 9997 nt
Organism: Porites lobata
Lineage: Eukaryota; Metazoa; Cnidaria; Anthozoa; Scleractinia; Poritidae
Source: the annotation of a GenBank genome assembly
AUGACAGGCCACGUUCUUGGGCAUCCCAGUAAAAGGGCCAAAGGUUUGGUUCCUGAACGAAACCUUUCGUCCGUAGUUGUGGGAGUCACAAGGGUUCUUAUGUAUUGCGCUAUGAUAGAAGGAGCCUGCCGCCAACCACAGGUGAUUAAAAGUCGCUUUUUAUGUCUAGACGGUAAGGGCAGUGUUGAAAAAGGCUAACACACGCUUCUAUUUUAGAGAAGCAGCUAGAAGCUGUCUCAUGGAAUUUCCUCAAACUUUAGAGGCCAAGCAGACUAUUUCCUUAGUUGCUUUCAGAUCCCUUCCUGGAAUAAUCCGUUUAGCUCGUCACUGCUGACAAAUAAAUAGAGCAAUUGUCGCAUUUUGUUAUUUAGUAUCUGGAUUAAUAUAUUUUCGAAGCGUUGUUGAUGUAUACUAUAUUGCUAGAAUUACCCAGUUAAGCAAGGCCCCUUUAAACUGUGUAUUGCCACCGAAAUUAAAAUCAAAUGAACUCAAAUGUGAAUGCCAGUCAUCUAGAAGGGAGUAAAACAUUGACUGCUGUAAUAUUUAUGAUAGUAUGGAUGGAUAACUUGUUUCUCAUUAUCCCUGUUUUGUGUCCUUGUUUAGGGUUUGGGUGCCCUCAUCCAACCCAAAGUUCCCCCCGCGGCCUUGGCGCAGUUUUUAUGGGAUCACCUCCAGAUGGACCUACAGCUUCUCGCCAAAAGCCUUGGAAGAAGUGUGGAUGAUACAGUUCUUUGCGUUCACAUGGUUCUUAUGCAAAUGACCGCGCUUAUUUCUAACCGUGAGUUGAAAAGCACAGUCACACACCGACCAAAAAUGACAACCAUACCAUGGCUAAGGGAUCAGAGGGUUUUGUGUUGUGCUUAAAUUGGAGUUACCUAACGUUACUUGUGUUAAUUAAGUUAAACUGGAAAUUCAAAAUGUUAAAUGCUAUAAAUGACUGCGUUGCGUACAGGUAUUCGCUCUUACGCGGAUCUAUUCGGAAUAAGCUUACGCAGCUACCACGCAUCACUUGAGUAACUCUGUUAAGUCGAAACUUAUUUUGCUCUCGCUGUUCAAGGACCUAAAAUGUCCACGUUAUUUGUGUUAAAAGUGCACAGAAAGCAAUGCAUAUAAAUAAUAUGGGCAACUGAAACAUUUAAAUACUUAACUGACCAAACUUUUUAAAAAUGCCCAACGAGAUCCAUUUACUUUCUUAAGGCCCUAUGAACCCGUGUUCCCUGAGUAGUUCUGGUGAAAUUUUUUAAAAAAAGAAGUUCUGACACUUGAUGACAUGAUCGUCUUUGUAUCACCAGUCUUUGAAAGAUGGAGGGGGCAUCAGUGAAUCCAUAGCAUUCUUGGGAGAGACGAGGGGAUGACGAAAAAAUCCAGCGACAUUUGAAAAGAGCAUGGCAAAGAGAAGAAAUAACCACUUCUUAUUUUAAUCAACUUGAGUUAUUGGAAGGUUUUUUUUUUCGUUAGAAAAUAAACCUUGCAGCUUCCUACAGGUCAAGUGUCUAUGUGUCAUGCAAGAAAGGCGUUCCCUUCACACGAAGAAAUCUUUUACCCGUUUUCAGAUCUCUUGCUUUUAUUUUAGGACAACCAGUCGUGAAUGUCGCCCCUGAUUUGAGGUCCAAAGAUUCUCGAAGAAAAUGGGAAACAGCUUUCAGCAACAGUGUGGUGGCUCCAGUGCUUACGGUAUGCCGACUUUACUUUAAAAUAAUGAUAUAAUUAAUAAUGAUAUCAUUUUGAUGCUUUUGGAUUUUCUUAUUUGAUUCUCACUUCUUAAGAACCUCGAGGGAAAGAUCCAAAAUUGCUUGGAAAUGAUGGUUGGAGACAAUCGACUGGGUAUGUUUUUACGUGUUAUUUCGAAGUGUACAUUAUUUAUUUAUUUGUCUAUAUUUUUGCUUUUAGUUAAUAAUUUUAGAGAACCAACUAACCACCCAAUGCGACGAGACUGAAGUACACAUUAAAGUACACGAAGGAAUGCUCGGAAAAAAAACCAAGCCCCUAGCAGGAAUCGAUCUCACGACCCUCCAAUCACCUUUUGACGACUCUACCCACUGAGCUAUGGGUGACUCAUAUAGUGAGCAGAACGUACGCUUGAGGUAGUCACAGGACUUCUCAUCUCAAGAGGACACAGGUCACUUAUCAAAGCAAAGCUAAAUACUUGCAUAUCGUAAGCACCUAAACUAAGAGUUGUGAACACUUAAUAGAUUUAGUGAUUCAACCACCCAAUGCGAUCACUAAAUCUAUAACUGACACAACUCUUAUUUAAUUUGCUUUCGAGAUACAGGUAAUUUAGUGAGUGUUUUGCCUUUGAUUAGUGUCCACUGUACUCGUUACAUGCGAAAUUCUGAGUACCUCAAUUGCACCUCACGCUCACUAUAUGAGUCACUCAUAGCUCAGUGGCUAGAGCCUCCAAACGGUAACUGGAGUCUCGUGGGUCAGAAAAAUUUAACCGGGUCUUUGUGUACGUUAAUAUCUACUUCAGUUUUUUCAGUUAAUUUACAUUUUCAUUAACUGUUUUAUCUAAAUCCGUUUUGUCCUUAUAGAAAACAUGAUGUGCUUUCCGCGUCGUGUAGUUUUGAAAAGCAGAAAACCCCAUUACGUUAAAUGUAUCAUUCCGAUUCUUUCAGGCAACAACCCCCUGAUGCGCCAGCUAUAUGAGGUAGACAUCACACCUGAUGAUCUGUCUGUGAGUAUCUCUCCUACAUGUCCCGCACUGUGGAGAUAUCGAACUCAGGUGACUCUCGAUCACCUGUCACACACAUUUCAACAAGAGGUGGCCUCCACCGAUCCCGAGAGGAACAAAGUGUUAGCGGAGUUUUUACGACAGGUGAGUGCAAGUUAGGUUGCAUUUAAGGAGCUUUGUUACCAGGCUAUUGCUGUCUUGGGUCAAUGCUGUGCAAAAGUUUUUAUUUAGAGACUUUUCCCAUACACAAAAUGCUCCUGAGCAGUUAUGAAGAAGAUACCAAAUAAGUGUCAUCAGGGAGCACUAUUAAACCACAACAAUUUUCGGGUGAUUUUUGCAGGCACAGCAUUGACAAUUGAGUUUCACCAUCCUUGCCAUCCGUUACAAAGGACAACAGGAAAAAGUUGCUCUGCCUAAAUCUUAAUCGGCACCAUUAUUUUUGGAAUUCAAUUGAUGCUAAGACAAGUUUUAACUUUUUAAAUAUGUAGCAAAUAGAGUGACAUGGCCCCUGUGCUUAAUAGGUUUGCUAACACCAUACGAUUUUGUGAUUGAAAUCAACGGCUGCAAAGGAAUGUUACUAUUAAAGACAAAGUGAUAAGUAAAUAACAGUGUGGCUCCUUGCAGCAAUAAAAACUGUCUGUGAACAGUCCCCCGAGGGAGCUACAAUCAGGGACAAACCUAGUUGACACACUCGUUUAAAACGGGUGCUUUUAACAAACAUUUAAUUCAUUUAUUAUUUCAUUCUUUUUAAACGCCGUAAAUCCCCUCACCCCCCGAAUUAAUGUUGUCUGAAGUAAAAAAAAAAAAGACGUGAGGGUCCAAAAUUCAACAUUGAUUUUGGGGGAAAGGGGUUGGGGUAGACAGGGGAAGGGGAUAAGUAUAUCCACUAUGCAAAAAGGGGCCAUUUUAUGGAAGUGUGUCAACACUUUAGUCCCUCAUUGUAGCUUUUUCUUUGUCCUGUAACCCACUAUAGACCUUGUUCACAAGCCGCAAUAAAAAUACUGCCCAACUGUCUACGCCCCUUCGAAUCAAUUUAAGCUCUUUUCAAUAAACUAUGUACUUUUGUACUCGCAGGUAAUGGAUAUCUAUUAGUGUAAUACAAGACGUAGAAAUUAUGAUCAUCUCCUUUCUCCUCUUUUUUAGGAACACAAUCUCCGUGCCCUCCGCUUUUUGCCAGAUAUCAUUAAGCUACAGCGUCUUCUCAGGGAAAAAUUCCAUCGCAGAAUCGACAGGGCAGAAGCAGAGCAUAUCACAAUUCGAAAUUUCCUAAACAAGAUUCCUUCUAGUACGUUCAUUGUCCGAAUAUGAGAUUACCUAACAAUAAAAGCCUGGCAACUAAUUAUGAUCACUGUGGAUAGAAACAAGGAACAAAAUACUUUCUUUUAUGUUUUAGAUUUCAACGGACUGUCUUCAUUUGACUAUUUUCUUUGGAUUUCCUUUGUAUUAUAUAAAAGCCUUGCCUCAGGGUUCGAAGGGCUAGUUUGUAUCACAAAGAAAACAUCGGUGGAUGAUGCUUUAAACGUUUUUAUUCAGAUUUAAUGCGUGCUAACAAACUUAUUACCCGAGUAUUUUGUUAUUUUCUUUUGACGAUAAGAAUCUAUUGUUUACAAGUGACAAAGCAUUUCAUCAUGAUUCAAAUGAUACCUCAUGGGUUCUGGAAUUACGGCAGUAUGUGAAAAGACAUUUUCCACUGCGCCAUUUUAGCACAGAAAGAGCUUCAUGUUAUGAAACUGUUCGGAUAAAUUGUCCAUGCAGAUAACAAUAUCUCGUACCUUUUGUUAAGCUUCAAACACAUAACAGCAUAGAAUAUUAUGUUGAUUCUCUUUUAUUUGCAUGAACAAAACGAGUUUGGUUUUUCUGAUUCAAUUUGAAUUAAGAAAGUAAAAAAUGAAAACUUUGUUAUGGUUUCCUGCGACAGAAAAAUCGUGGGUUGUAUCACGUGAUACCCGUGCUCCUUUCUGUUACCAUGUGACCAAAAAUAACCAGUAAAAUCGGGCCAAAAUUAGCCUGCGCAGCUGGCGGUAUCGUCUCGGUGCACGAUUAAAGUUUUGGCGGCGGAGCCGUGAUCCAGAAGGGAGUGGGACGAGGCGUCUAAAAUAUUUCUAUUUCCAUUUCUAUUUCUCGCGGCUUACGCCGCUUGUGGCAGCUUCGCCGCCAAAACUCAUUCGACUACUACACAGUACCGCCAGCUAUGCAGGCUACGCUAAUUUUAAUUCGUAAUAUUCUCCACAGAAACAACUAAAGAUGAACUCACCUCCCUGAUAAUGAGUUUUAACAAUGCGUGGAAUCUUGUCAGACUGAGUCUUGACCAGGAAGGUAUGUUUCCUAGACCUGUCAGUCUGCCUUUACUUUCUGGUAAAUCACAAUUUUGUGAAUUGCAGGAGCGAGUUAGAUUUGCUAUCUAACCCUUUAAUAUCCCUCGCAAGAAGCUAGCGUCGAUGGUUUUUUGCAAGAAGAACUUGCUCGUUUUAAACAACGGGAAGAUGAUGGUUUUAUCUUUGCGCUAUGAAGAUUAAGUCUUAUUUUACAGAUCCUUUAUAAGGGACAACUGUCAAUAUAAAUUAUAUUGGACAGUUUCGAGUCGUGAAUUUUUAGACGAAGAAAAUUAAAGGGUAUGUGCCACCCCAAAGGGUAGGCAUUUUGCACGUUUUGGUCUGAAAACGGAUUAUAGACUGCUCAUUUUGGUCUGGAAUGGGGUAUGGUUUUUAAGAGAACUACGGCAGUGUACGAACGUAUUUAUUGUUUUAAUUCCAAAUGAGUAAGAAAGAAAGAGAAAUAUACCAAUCCGAAAUGGACUUUAAGAAAUCUUUUUGUUGCUACUCUAAUCUAAGUAAUGAUGACAUAAUUUCUUAAAGGCCAGUUCUGAGAAUGGGAAUGGAUUUUAGAGGCCAGGUCUGAAAACGGGUGUGAAAAAUGACAUUUUUUGGUUUGAAAUAGGGUCAGGAUUUGGAGAUCCGACUGGUACACCCCUACCUAGAAUUCCCAGGAGUAACUCCGGGAUCUAACACUAACCAAUCCUUUUAUUUAAACAGGGCGCCUUCGUCCUUCAAGUGAUUUAUGCGAGAAGUCCAUGGAUAUCUCGCGUCCUCUUGCAGUAUUAUUGCCCAGUACGUCUGGGUUGGGCAUCUGCUCCAUGGCUCUGGUAUUUUUUCUCACCAUGUUGCAUAACGAGUUUAACGAACGGUACCAGAAUUUGACCGGCGGAGAAGUCAAGUAAGUAUCUUUCUUGUUACUCAUCCUCCCUCUCCUCUGGGGCUGUUAUAUUUUUCAAUUUUAUACUACUACAUGAGAAAUUUCUGCAAUUUGAUUGGCUUAGAGCAGUGGUAUUUCAGCUUAAUUUGAAAUACCUACAUGUGAAAAUUAUUACAAACCUUUUGUGGGUAGUAGGGUAAACAAAUAAUAGCAUUAUUUGUACGUGAUAUUUGGCAUAAAUACCACUUGCGAUAUUUCAAAAUGUCUCAAAUUCACUCGCCUAACGGCUCGUGAAAUUACGUAUAACAAUUUCGAAAUAUCACUCGUGGUAUUUAUGCCAAAUAUCACUACAAAUCAUGCUAUUACUUAAUAUUAAUACUGUUUAUUCAAAAUAUUUCCCCGUUUCUGAUUGGCUCCAAUCCUCCCUCAUAACCAGCCGGUGCUAACCAUAUUUGAAAAAUGUAGUCAAUAACGUAAAUAACCCAUCGAUACUAUGGUAUAUUACUAGCAGCCUCGUUUCCACGCAGUAGCCGCCUCAGUUGUGUAGAGCUGUAUGGCAUGGCAGCGAAAGUUGUUUAUGCCAGACUGAACUAAAGGAAAAUAGCGUUCACGGCUAUCCAAAGACAAAAUAACCGAAUUUCUAACUAAAACUGAACAGAAGAAAUGCAAUAAUACGCAAAAAAAAAAUUAUUGCUAGAUAGAUGUCAAGUAUCUACAAUAAAAAACAAAGUUUACAUCCUGGAACCGUGCCGAGAGAGGUAAAUGUUUGAAUAUUUUUGCGGUCAGUACGUAUACUAACACCGUUUGUCCUUUUUGAUCUCUAGGGACCUGUCUCACAUACAGCUACAAGACGUAACCACAUCACAACUGAUUGCUUAUGACACUGACAGAGAUCUACUUCCGCUCAUCCUGGCUCAAUGCAACUACUCUCUGGAGGUGGGUCGGGGAACGUUGGUACAGUACAACUGGGACGCACUGGAAAGACAGCUGAUUGACAGGUUCAUCAGGAGAAAACCUCUUGUUGAUUUCAAGGUAAACUGUGGACUGUGUAAUUUCCACGUAAAAUUUAGAUUGAAAGAUUGGGGAGACCAAUCCAUUGACGGACGAUUGUUGAGUUUAUAUCGAGAAAUCUCUGUGUACUAAUUUUCCCCAUAAUCAUUGACGUAAACACCUUUGAGUGUUUACGUUCCCUAUAAAUCCUUAAAUUUAAUCAUUUUCGAUCGGGUUGUCAAACCACAUUUUGUAAAGAACAACACUGAAACGUUCCACAUUGUAAAAAACUGCGGCAGAGGCAUUCGUUACCGUUGCCGUCAAACAACUCUACAAAGGCCCAUUCAACUGUUUUGCCUAAAAUUAGUCACUCAAGCUAAGAAAGCUGAAUUAUACAGCAAUUAAGAUAGAUUGCGUAAGUUCCCCGUGGAAGAACAAUUUCUUUUACGUUUUUCGUAGGAUUCUCAUUGCUGAAACUGUCGAAAAGAGAUUAGCGAAUAAAAAGAAAAGAAAGGAAAAAUUAACAAUGACAGCAUCACAGUCACGGUGAAUGUUCACGAGAGCUAUUGAAGACUUUCACUCAGUAUACAUAGCUGCUCGUCAGUAAAUCUAUGCACCAAGAGAAAAAAGGGGUUGGACUUUCGGAGCCGUGAUACCCCCUCCCUCUAGUUUUCAAAAUAGUCGGAGGAGACUAUUUUGGGACCUCAAGUGCGCAAGUGUGGCACGCUGGCAUAUCGGUCAAAGUGUUUCGUCAGAUUUCUCUCUUUACUCACUAUUUAUAUAUUUAUUUAGUAAGUUAAUGACUCACACAUGUAUUUAUUUUCUAAAAAAGGUUUCCACGGUCCCGUACUUACUCUCAUUUACUCUUCAAAGAAGAGUGUAGUGUUAAGCGUUCAUUGUUGCUGAUCCAUUUUCUAUUUAUUAUACUUGAUUUUAAAAGCCCAAUUUGUUCAAUUGUUAUUGCAGGAUGAGAGGUUUGCAUUCAGUAAAGAUAUCCAACUAGACUCUGUCUUUGCUGCUGUAAAGGCUAAAGUUCCUCAGGUAAAACCAUUCUUAUUAGUGUACUAGAGCUAACCUGCAGACUAGCCUCAAGGAGUAUAACGACAUUGAAAUUAAUUGUACGAGAAACGGUUACCCCGCGUGACACAUGCCUCGAUUGUAAAGUAGACUGAUAGUCACUUGAGUACUCAGUUUUUUUGCAGUUAUCGGAAGCGAAGGAGGCACCUUCAUCUUCGAAUAUGUUAAGACUUGAAUGUAGUCAAGCAUCAGCGCUAGUUGUCGUAAUAUCCAUGACCAGUCGCACAGAGGCACUCUAAAGAACUGUGAGAUUCAAUUAAACUACGGAUAUAUUUUUGUCUUUUCUCAGGUUCCUCUGAGUUCAGCAGUAAGCCGUCAGGUCAUAAGCGAGUUUCGCUCCCUGACUGACAUCUGUGACGUGCUGUCACCUUUGGACAUUGCCAUUGGUUUUCUAUCUUCCACUGGGGGAGCCCCUGAAAGGCUCCUCAGUAACUAUCUAGGAGGGGUGCUACGAAUGCAACAAAACACUCUACGGAGUUUGAAGGUAUAAAUUGUAGCUACAACUCAAGUUAAGUUUGUACAGUAAAGAAUUGACUUUUGCAGCAACCUUCGCGUUUGUGUGCCCGAUUUUCCUCUUCCCCUUUCCCUUUCGAAUGCAUAUCACUCCGCGUAUUCUGCUGCCAACAGAUUCCUCUUGGGUUGAAUCCAAUACAUUCUACGUGUCUUUUUUCUUCUGUUUUCCCUUUCAGGCCCAGCAGUACUGUCAGUUACGUCACGUGAUCUCUCUCUGGCGACUUCUCACCCUUGAAAGAGCCAGAAUUCUUAUAAGGCGAGGCGAGGUAAGGAACAUUUUAUAUUUCCAUUUUUAACUUACAUUUAACCUUUGCACGACAUUCGCAAAGACUUCGUAACAACAUUCAGCUGAGGAAUUAUCAACUUUCUCAUCAAAACAAAACUAAAAACAAGGAGACUUAAAAGCGACUUCUUACUUGAGUGUCCUAUAAUAAACGAGAAAGUAGUUACUCCGUUCAAUCGAGACAAACGCAAAUAGCCAAUUAAACCAAUCAGACCUCCAAGACUGUAUAUACAUACGAUAUCAGACUCAAAGCAGCUUAGAACAAGCUCUGUAUUUGGGGAAUAUUGUUAGGAGUCGCGCACGAGCGGGUAGCGAAAAAAGGCGCGAGGGCACGGGGCUUUGCCACUCGCCCACGCAAUCUCUUGUGACUCGCCUCGCUCAUUACUCGAAAUAGAGAGCUUACUUACACUUGCUUAGCACACCACGAUUAAUUUAAGUUUUUUUCAGUUGUUGAUCUAUGUACUGUAAUCCUGUAAGAGAUGUGUAAACAGCAAUGCUUAAAGUAAGACUUAACUUUCAGUGUUAUUGCCUUUGCAGGAUCCGUUUGAGCAGAUUUCGGACAAAUACAAACAGGUCAUGUCCCGACCUGAGCUGAUGAAGUUUAGCAGUGGGAUGAGAAGGAUUGACUUGGAUCGCUUUGUCUGUGAGGUCCUGGAACUUAUUUUGCUAAACUUAAGAGGUGAUGCAGUCCCCGGAGAAGAAGAAAUGAGGUAACUUUGGAGAGAUUGCUUCUAUUAUGACCAGUAUUUCUAUGGUUGACGUAGACAUCUGUGGAAUGUUUAUCUGUAGUUGGCUAUUUAUCAGCAUGAACUCGGCGUUUUAUGUUGGACUGUCGAGAAGCAAGUCUUGAUAGUGGUCAGAGAUGUACUCGACCCUAGGACCUCUGGAUUGCAAGUCCAACGUCCACGCUGCUCCCCCUCCCUCCCCUAUCUACUAUUGUUGAUCAUAUUAAGAAGCUACACCAAAGAUUCAGAGAAAUAUUUUAUCUGAUAUAGUUCAGUUUACAAAACUCGGCUUGUGUUCCAACCCACUCCCUAGUGGUUAAAUAUGACCUGGAUAAUUUGCGUAUCAUCUUACAACGGCUGUGUCUCCUUUUAUUCAGCCUGGGUGAAUACAUCGAGUGGCAUCUUGACAACAAAGGAUACGAACCAGUGCCAGGACUGGACGCAUUGCCAUCGGAAGUGCAACUAAAGCACGUGAUCAAUGCUUGGAGAACCUCUGUUGAACUGUGUGACAAUUAUCACGACAAGCGAGACGCUGCUAACGCUUGA